Messenger RNA from Fusarium tjaetaba, 2886 nucleotides. Its product is annotated as NAD-dependent histone deacetylase HST3. The coding region runs from base 1 to 2886 and encodes 961 amino acids. NCBI's taxonomy places the organism in Eukaryota, Fungi, Ascomycota, Sordariomycetes, Hypocreales, Nectriaceae. The record is from RefSeq and is a predicted model, not a curated record. Gene Ontology annotation, molecular function: NAD+ binding. The transcript has 2 exons.
AUGCCGACUAUACACGUCUCCAGAGACUCCCAGGACGAACUACAAGACAUCGCCAAUGGCCUACUAAAAGCCCGCAAGGUCAUCGUAGUAACCGGUGCUGGGAUCAGUACAAAUUCGGGUAUUCCUGACUUUCGUUCUGAAAACGGUCUCUACUCCCUAAUCAGCGCUCAAUUCGACGCGGCAGCGCAACAGGCGCGUCUGAACGAAGGCUCAAGCGAUGAUAAAUCCACCGACUUGGACAUUCGCCGGCCAGUCAAGAGGAGAAGAAUAGUUCACGAUGUGUCUGCCAAGGUUGAGGAGGGCCCGGUCGUUAUGAAGGAAGAAAUAGAAGUUCAACUUGAAGAUCCCGAACCGGAACACGAAAAGAUCGCAGACACGAUUCAGGUCGAAGGCCACCCGGACGAUGAAGAGCAGCAGGUCCGCUUAGAUGGGAUGCCCGUGGUCAAUCCCAGGACGACCCGUUCAACAAUAGCUGUGGCCCAGCCUCCGAGUUCUCCUCUGUCUUCCCCUCCGCCCGAGGGUCUAAAUAUUCCACCAUCGUCAGUCUUCCGGAGGACACGCCGCAGUCACUUGGCCGACUCUACAAUUCCACCAAGCUCUUCACCUCUAUCAUCACCUCCGCCCGUCUUGUUUGACCCAUUCUCUUCCGGAACAUCCUCAGAAAACGCCCCAAGUCGGCGCAGCAGCACAUCGCCAUCAGAAGUCGACGAUACCCCGCCCUCAAAUGCAAUCAACUUAUCGCAAGCAAGCUUUGGCUCUGGCAAGAAUACUUUGCCUAAUAUGAAAGGGAAGGAUAUGUUCGACGCGUCAAUAUGGUCAGAUCCUCUCCGAACAUCUGUUUUCUACACAUUCGCGACCACGCUACGCCAGAAGGUUAGGGACGUUGAACCAACAAGUUCACAUCGUUUCAUCAGCCAUUUGAGAGACCGUGGCAAGCUCGUGCGCUGCUACACUCAGAAUAUUGAUCAGAUCGAAGAAAAAGUUGGACUAUCGACAUGCCUCCUCGAUGGCCCUGGAAGCCGCGGGCGCUUUUCAAGAAAGUCGACAGCCAACAUAAACCAACUCAACAGGAUGGUCGACGAGGUGAAUGCCAUGACCGACACAAAUUCUUCAGACAAGUCUCAGCAGUCGUCGGAUAACGAAGCCAGCCAGCAGUCUCAAUGCAGUGAACCGAAAUUUGAAAGCACUGUGCCUGCUUCCCAAACAGAAUCCGAUCAAUGUACGACAGAUGAAGCCCUGACCGCAGUGAGAAAUCUGCGUCGCGACCUUCCAAAGUCAGGCGUGGAAUGUGUUUUCCUCCACGGAUCACUGGAGCUUCUGCGAUGUUUCUUGUGCGGUCGCGUGUGCUCGUGGGAUGACGACGAACGCCAGCUCGAGACAAUGUCAGGCCAGCAACCUGAAUGCCCUCAUUGUGUAGGCGCUACGGUUGCUCGAGAAGAACGCGGCAAACGAGCAUUAGGUGUCGGAAAAUUAAGGCCCGACAUUGUGCUCUACGGCGAGGAGCAUCCCAACGCACAUCUGAUUAGCCCCAUUGUUACACACGACUUGGCUCUCUGUCCUGACCUCCUAUUAAUCCUUGGUACUAGUUUGCGAGUCCAUGGGCUGAAGGUCAUGGUCAGAGAAUUCGCCAAGGCAGUUCACGCAAAAGGUGGUAAAGUUGUCUUUGUCAACUACACCAAGCCACCAGAGAGUUCAUGGGGUGAUGUUAUUGACUAUUGGGUUGAGUGGGACUGCGACGCCUGGGUAUCUGAUCUACAAGGCAAAAUCCCCAAACUAUGGCAAACGCCCGAGCCUCCCAAACUUAAGAAGAAGCGGGAGUCUAGUGGUGUUGCUGAGGACACCGAAAAGACCGAGAUGAAACGCCCUGUUGCAGCUUACCCAGUUGCCCUCCGUGAUACAAAGGCUACGGGGGCAUAUUGGAGCUCGAGAAUAGUAAAAGAGCUGCACAGGAUAACUGGCCACGAUCCCCUAGAAACACCAAUCUUUACACCACCAGCCAUUGUCACAACAACAGAGGCUCUCCCACCUGUCCUAACGCCUGUCGACACGCCUGCCGACACGCCUCCGAAGAUACCCCAAGGCAAACCUGAUAGAGUCAGAACUAGAGCCCAACGGUCACGCAAAUCUGCACCAGGUGUUCUAGAACGAGCCAGUAUGCCUCCCUCGACGCUCAAUCCCAAUCAUGGGCGAACUCUGCGAAGUGCCGAGACAAGGGUGCACCUCUUAGGCGAUGAGAUGGCGCCUCCGAAUGAAAUCAGUACGCCUGAAAGCGUGCUUCUCCACGGAAGCUCGAUAGCCAGCCUAGUCAAGUCGAGAGCACGAGAGCGCAAGCGCAAGAAGAUUGAUGGCGAGGAAGUGUCUCUUCCAUCCAAGCGAACCCUAGGUUCACUACGGCUGGCUCCAUUGAGGCCUCAGCCAUCAGAUCCCCGCGAUAUCAUACCUUUCGACCGACUGCCGACAAUGGAACUCCCUCCAGAUACCCCGAAACCAUUCACAGAAACUGGACAACUGCAAUCUAUCUCGCCGGUGAUGCAUCAUACGGAACCGUUGAUGCCUGUUUCGCAUAACACGCGAAAGCAGGCACAUAUCCGACGUAGUCAAGCAUCUUUCAUGCGCGGCCAGGAUCUCGCUGGAAGUCCGGCGCCUAUGCUGCCACCAGAGAUGUCACAUGGACUGUUGGUGUCUUCGCAUGAGCGGUGCAACCUGGUCAUGAAGCAUGUUCGCUCACAGAGGGAAGCGGAUGCAGCUUUGGCGCUGUCUGCGCUGAGCCAGGGCGAUCCACGCCCAGUCAUCACCAAAGAGUUCUCCAUACCACCGUGUACGGGCGUCGGGAUACGCAAGUCGGCAAGGCUGAUUCACAGGUCUAGCACGCCUACGAGUACCUAA